Molecule: messenger RNA, 1056 nt
Organism: Symbiodinium pilosum
Lineage: Eukaryota; Dinophyceae; Suessiales; Symbiodiniaceae
Source: the annotation of a GenBank genome assembly
AUGAAUGCCUUGCUUCUGGCGUCGCUCUUGGCGGCGCUGACUAGGGCCAUCGAGAUAACCAAGAAAGAUUGGGAUGAGAAGACGGCGGGCAAAACUGUCUUCGUCAAAUUUUUUGCGCCGUGGUGUGGCCACUGCAAAAAGAUGAAGCCUGCAUGGGACAAGCUCAUGCAGGAGUAUGCCGAUCAUGAGAACAUCUUGGUGGCUGAUGUGGAUUGCAUCGGUGACGGUAAGUCCAAAUGCGAAGAGGUUGGCGUGGAGGGCUUCCCAACUCUCAAGUACGGCAGCCCCAACAACCUCGAGGAGUACAAAGGUGGGAGGGACUUCGAGACCCUUGAGAAGUUUGCCAAGGCUAACUUGGGCCCCACCUGCAGUCCUGAGCGCAUUGACCUAUGCGACGAUCGCCAGCAAAAGCUGCUGGAGGAGUUCAUGGCCUUGUCUCUCAGUGAACUGAAGACAAAGAUAAAAGAGAAAGACGAAGAGAUCGCAGCCGCUGAGAAGCAGGUGCAGGACCUCUUCAAAAGAUUAGAAAAGCAGUACGAAGAAGCACAGAAGGCGAAGGAAAGAAAGGAAAAAGCCAUCAAGGACGCCGGCCUUGGCUUGAUGAAGUCAGUGCAGGCGCACCGGAAGGUGAAGGAAUUAAAAGAUGCAAAGGACAAGCAGGAAAAGGAUGCGAGCAUCGCUAGGGAUGCUGGCAAUGCCACCUCGGCCGAUACCAAUUCUAGCGAAGCCCAGGAGGGGCAGGAUGAACCUCCCAGCACAGAGGGAACGGAGCAGGCAGACGCACCAGCGCUAAGUGGAGCUAAUGGCUCCACUGACGAGCCCGUCGGGAACGUUUCGGGUGUGCAAGGUUCCGUAGAUGCGGAUUCGCAUGUGAAUGUGUCGGCAGAGGUAGCCAGCUCCCCGGGAGACGCGGAUAAGGCGAACGAGACUGAGAGCCUUGCCAAAGUACAGGAGCCUACGCCUGCGCCAGAGCAGGGCGAUGAAGGUGGCAAGGAGGAGAAAGACAGUGUGCAGGACGAGGAGAAGGCUGAGAAGGAAGAAAAGACAGAAUUGUGA